GCCGACCAGGCAGCAAUUACGCUUUGGGGAUAAAACGGGGCGCGAGAGCGGGCUGGGCAUUCCUCCCCGAGAUGGCGGGUCUGACAGCUGCAGCCCUGCGACCGGGACUCCUGCUCCUCCUACUCUCCGCCCUGCACCCUGCUCAGCCCGGAGGGGUCCCCGGAGCUGUUCCUGGUGCUGUGCCUGGGGGAGUCUACUACCCAGGUGCUGGCCUGGGAGGAGGCCUGGGAGGAGGCCUGGGAGGAGGAGUUUUAGGGGCUGGUGGCAAACCCCCCAAGCCAGGUGCCGGACUCCUGGGACCAUAUGGGACAGGUGUAGGGGGGCUCCCAGGUGGAGGCGCUGGAGCAGGCACCUACCCGGGGGCGCUGGGACCUGGCGGAGCAGCUGGCGUGGCCGGGGCCUAUAAAGCUGACAAGCUUUAUACUGGGCUUGGCGGUGUUGGCGGUGUUGGCGGCGUCGGUGGCGUUGGCGGCGUCGGCGGUGUUGGCGGCGUCGGCGGUGUUGGUGGUGUGGGUAGCUUAGGCGUGUCUACAGGUGCCGUGGUACCACAGGCCGGCGGAGCAGGAGUUGGCGUGGGACCCGUAGGGAAGCCUGGGAAAGUGCCCGGUGUGGGGCUCCCAAGUGUGUACCCAGGCGGAGUGCUCCCAGGCGCAGGAGGUCGGUUCCCAGGUGUAGGUGUGCUUCCUGGAGUUCCCACCGGCACCGGCGUCAAGGCCAAGGCCCCAGGUGGGGGCGGGGCUUUUGGAGGAAUCCCAGGAGUUGGACCUUUUGGGGGACAGCAGCCUGGGGUGCCAUUGGGGUACCCCAUCAAAGCACCCAAACUCCCAGGUGGCUACGGACUGCCAUACAGCACGGGCAAACUGCCUUAUGGCUAUGGGCCCGGAGGAGCGGCUGGUGCAGCGGGCAAGGCUGGGUACCCAACAGGGACAGGGGUCGGCUCCCAGGCUGCGGCUGCAGCCGCUAAAGCAGCCAAGUAUGGCGCUGGAGGGGCCGGAGUUCUCCCUGGCGUGGGGAUCGGAGGGGCCGGUGUUCCCGGUGGGGCUGGUGCGAUUCCUGGGAUUGGAGGCAUUGCAGGAGCCGGGACCCCCGCUGGAGCGGCUGCUGCCAAAGCUGCUGCCAAGGCUGCCAAGUACGGAGCCGCUGGUUUAGUGCCUGGCUAUGGCCGGGGAGUGAUAGGUGGCCCAGGUGCUGGGAUCCCAGGUGCUGGGGUGCCAGGCGCUGGGGUUCCGGGUGCUGGGGUCCCAGGUUUCGGGGUCCCAGGCGUUGGAGGUAAGCUGGGUUUCCUGUGUGUCUAAGAGCGAUAUUGAAAG
Echinops telfairi (small Madagascar hedgehog) is the source of this 1310-nucleotide messenger RNA. It is a transcript of the gene ELN, whose product is annotated as elastin. The record is from RefSeq and is a predicted model, not a curated record. The coding region runs from base 72 to 1295 and encodes 407 amino acids. Lineage: Eukaryota; Metazoa; Chordata; Mammalia; Afrosoricida; Tenrecidae. The transcript has 19 exons. Gene Ontology annotation, molecular function: extracellular matrix structural constituent.